GUGCUAAAUCGAAGUGUUCUAUGUUUGUAAAAAUAUUUUAGUGACUAAUAGGGUUAUCCACUUCAAUUGUCAAAAAACUUUAAAAAACUUAUUAAACAUUUCAUUACAUAUCACAAAAGUGAAAAUUAAACACUUGAAAUUAUUAGUUUUACGAAGGUUUUAAUUGGACUAUAAUCAAGGACCUGUUAAAUGUUUUCAACUACAGCCUGAAAUAAUGGCAUCAGCAUGGAAAUCUCCUGAGGAUUUUGAGAAUGAUUUAUGGGCAUUUUCAGAAACAAACGAUGAUGGUAACACUCAUGAUCCUCCUCCACUCACAAUAUUGCAAUACAAUGCUGAAAUCGAGGCAAAUAGUAAUUCUAGUAUAUUUGAUACAGAUUAUUCAAACGAACCUGUUAUAUAUCUGAGCACUGGACGAGGUCGAGGAGGUAUAAGUCAGAUGUUUAGGCCCGGAAUUACAGUUAAAAAUGAUGAUGAAGACGAGCACACUUUACAAAAAUAUUUACGAAAGGUGUCUGGAUUAGGAUACUCGAACGAAUUGAUUCAGAAAUCUUUCAAAAAAUCCACUCCACAACCAAAAGAAGAAUUCUGUGAUGCAGAGUGUGAUAAUAGUGAUAAUUAUUCUACCUCAGAUCAAACGAAUAGAUUAAAAAUGACUACUCCAUCGAAAGAAUCUUUAUCGAAUCAUGUUUCAAUCAGGUCAAGUCCUAUUGGAGUAAAUCCUGUUGAACAACCUCUUCCACUUAGCGUUAUAUUAUGCCAAGCAAAGAAAAAUAUGAAAACUGAUAAACAAAAUACUGUAAGAAAAAAGAUUCAUACUUUAAAUCCUGAAGCUCCCGUAUUUAAGGUGCUAAGUUUGAAUCAAAAUGUACAAUCAAAUAGGUUACUGGAUGAAUCUCCACAAACUAGUGAAUCAAUAGAAUCAGAUAACAUUGAAUCAUAUUCAAGUGGGGAUGAACCAUCAAGAAAAAAGAGAAAUGGUAUUCAUUCGGGUAGAGAUUUUACAAGGAAUUGUAAUGUUAAUAGAUUAUUACUUAAUGAUAUACCUUUGGAAAGGAAUACUAUAUCUUGGAGACAAAAAAAUCGAAAAACUUUUAAUGUAGAUUCGGUCAGCGACUUUCCGCCACUUUAAAUUUAUAAAAAUUCAGAUGGUACUAUAUAGGAAAAGUAGUUUUUCAAGAGUCGAUUCGUCCUAGGUAAAAAUUCGUCUUUUUAGGGAAGGUUUAUUAAAAGGGGAAAACUUGAGGGUAUUAUGAACAACAAGAAUCUAAGAGCCUAUCUAAGAGUCUUUAUAAUAUGAAGAGAUACAGAUACAGAACUAUUUGAAGAAUCCUCAUUUAAACUAACAUAACACAACCUAAUUGUGUUUUCUAGGAUGAUUCAAGGGCAAUUGACACUCAAAACACUCUAUCAACUAUUUGAAUCCACCACAAAGUGUGGAGCUCACUAUAGUACUACUGUUGUAUUUUUUUUUCUCAUUUUAUAGUCCUGCUUCUUGUUGUUAUAUUUACCUCUUCCAUUCAUCCCUUUCUUUUAUUUCCAUAAUGUAGUUGACAUAUUGGAACAUUAUCUGGUGUUGAUUGUUGAAUCUCUUAGGAAAUUUAGUUCGGUUGGGUUUCUAGUUUUACCUGAAUAUUAUUUCUUGACGUUGAAAAUAAUUCAAAAUCAAAAUAUUCUUCCAUUUUCUCUUCUCCAAGCUAAUACAUUAUUUUUCCCAUUAUUCCUCUUCUCUAUUGCAUAAUCUCGCAUGUUUCCUCUGGUAUAUUAGGGCCUACUUGUGGACCAGUAGAUCUAUGGGCAACUUUCUGGAGAUAACCUCUAUUGAGGUCGUUUUUGUAACCUAGUGAAGAACUUUUUACUGAAUUUUGAAUGUUUUAGCUUAUUCUCACUCAAAUCUCACUACAACUUUUCUUUUGAGAGACGGAUUCAUCAAUAUUUGAAUUGGAUCCUCCACAAAGUAUGAAACUCAUUGUAGUACUACCCACUAUAACCUCCAUGGUAACAAACAUCUUUGUUUGCCGAUUUAAUGGUCUCACUUGUUAUAUUUGCCUCCUCCACUUGUCCUUUUCUUUUAUUUCCAUAUGCUGGAACAUUAUCUAGUAUUGGUUUCUUAAGAUAACCUCUGUGGAAGUCAUUUUGGUAACCCAAAGGAGAACUUUGUACUGGAUCGACUCAAAAUCUCAAUUUGCUAUUUUGACUUCUAUUUUUUUUUCUUAUUAUAUUUACUAAAGGGAACCAAAAAUUAAAAUUUGUAUUGUUCAUCCAAGUUAAUGUUCCAAAAAUAUCAUUAGUCAAUUGUGGACAUCGGCUUGGAUCUUAAUUAAUCAAAAUUGACAAUUGUUGACAUUUGUUUUUACUAUAAGACAUAAACAUUUUAUUUUUGGAAUGAUUAUUUUUUUAAAUUCUUAUAAGGACAUUUUACUUGUGAAUAUAAUAAAAAAAUAUUAAUUUGUUCCCCCA
Messenger RNA from Diorhabda sublineata, 2457 nucleotides. RefSeq lists its product as uncharacterized. The transcript is spliced from 4 exons. Bases 215 to 1129 code for a protein of 304 amino acids. The record is from RefSeq and is a predicted model, not a curated record. NCBI's taxonomy places the organism in Eukaryota, Metazoa, Arthropoda, Insecta, Coleoptera, Chrysomelidae.